CUAUGCGUACAAUAACGAAGUGAGAUUCAAAUCUUCGUUACCAUUUUUACAACUUUGGCAGAGCUAAACAGAGCGUUAAGUGAUUUGACCGGAAAUGGCCUCCGCUUGUGCUUCUUCCGCCAUCGCCGCGGUGGCGAUUUCUUCUUCCAGUUCCCAGAAGAAUGGAUGCCCCAAGGUUUCUAAUUUCCUAACCGGCAAGAGGCUGAGGCUGAGAAAGUACACUGCUGCGGCUGUUGCUCCUCGAUCAGCUCCGGUGUGCGCCGCCGCCGACCCCGAUAGACCCCUCUGGUUCCCCGGCAGCACCCCUCCCCCAUGGCUCGACGGCAGCCUCCCCGGUGACUUUGGCUUUGACCCACUUGGUCUCUCUUCUGAUCCGGAGAGCCUGAGAUGGAACCAGCAAGCAGAGCUGGUGCACUGCCGGUGGGCAAUGUUGGGCGCCGCUGGGAUUUUCAUCCCGGAAUUCUUGACAAAGAUCGGAAUUCUUAACACCCCGUCGUGGUACACUGCCGGAGAAUUGGAAUACUUCACCGAUACGACCACUCUGUUCAUUGUGGAACUCAUUUUCAUCGGUUGGGCCGAGGGUAGACGAUGGGCCGACAUUCUGAAACCCGGUUGCGUCAAUACCGACCCAAUCUUCCCCAACAACAAGCUAACCGGAACCGACGUCGGGUACCCAGGUGGCCUGUGGUUCGACCCACUCGGUUGGGGUAGCGGGUCACCCGAAAAAAUCAAGGAAUUGAGAACGAAAGAGAUCAAGAACGGGCGACUGGCUAUGUUGGCGGUGAUGGGCGCGUGGUUCCAACACAUUUACACCGGCACCGGUCCCAUCGACAACCUUUUCGCUCACCUUGCCGAUCCCGGCCACGCCACUGUCUUCGCCGCUUUCACACCCAAGUGAGGAACGUGGAGAAAUUGGGAGUGAGAGAAAAUGUCUGUAUUAAAUCACAACUUGAAAUCCUUGUUGUUAUGUGGUGUGUGUCUAAUGGACAUUAUUAUCAAUUUAAUGUACAAAAUGAGAUUAAAAUUAAUUAAGGAA
Messenger RNA from Cucurbita moschata (crookneck pumpkin), 1036 nucleotides. Its product is annotated as chlorophyll a-b binding protein 7, chloroplastic. Gene Ontology annotation, biological process: photosynthesis, light harvesting in photosystem I; response to light stimulus. Bases 95 to 898 code for a protein of 267 amino acids. The transcript is spliced from 4 exons. NCBI's taxonomy places the organism in Eukaryota, Viridiplantae, Streptophyta, Magnoliopsida, Cucurbitales, Cucurbitaceae. The record is from RefSeq and is a predicted model, not a curated record. Gene Ontology annotation, cellular component: membrane.